Messenger RNA from Schistosoma rodhaini, 2301 nucleotides. The record is from the annotation of a GenBank genome assembly. NCBI's taxonomy places the organism in Eukaryota, Metazoa, Platyhelminthes, Trematoda, Strigeidida, Schistosomatidae.
AUGCUUACAGCAUGUGAUACGUCUCUCUCAAGAAGACUGAGUCAGUUAGUAAUCACAAUUAAAUGUGCUACAUUUUCUUCGUCGUGUAAAAGCUUAUUUAGCAAAAGCGGUGAUUUGUUCGCAGACUUAUUAGUUGACAAUACUUUUGUUUACAAGACCAAAGUCUGCCGUAAGACAUGGAAUCCUACAUGGAAUGAGUCUAUCUCCGUUAUUGCAUCUCCAAAGAGCAUCAUCCAAAUAAAGGUCUUUAAUCAUUUCAAAUUAGGACCUGAUGUGUUAAUUGCGGUUGCAGCCAUCAAUCUCUUCUCUAUACUCAUCGAGCAUAACGGUAUUCUUUCUAAAUGCGAACUGAGGUUAUCCCUAUUCCAAGGAUGUGAUUAUAAAGGAUCAGUAUUUGUGAUGCUGGAUAAGCUUAACAUGUGUGUACAAAAUCUGGAAGACGGAAAUAAUGUGCUUGACAAUUUGCCACAAGUCCCCUCUAGUUCGAACAGAUUAGACCCUACAUCUAUUCAGUAUCAAAGAUCUCAUCAUCAGUUAGUAAAUGGAUAUACUACUGUGAUUACAACUGAUGGUAUUCAACGUCCAAACGGAUCUAAUCCACACACGGAACUUACCAUUUCUAGUGCACCCAGAGUACCAGCAAAUCAACAUGAUAGGGAUUUCUGGUCAGCUUUGAUAGGAUCUCUGUUUGGAUCCCAUAAAUUUUCAUCUGCAAAGAAUACUUUAGCAGCUGUUGACUCAACUUCUAGAAGUCAAGAUGCAGAAUUACCUGACAGGCAACGCCCUUUAAAUGAUUGGACUGAAGUCGAUGGUUUCUGGGAGUCUAACAACGUAUCUGCUUCUUCUUCACUAUCAAAUUCUAAUGUUAAUUCCCAAAAUACUCAAAUUGACGUGUCAUUACCACCAGGUUGGGAAAGACGUUUUGACAAGUCAACUCAGAAAUAUUAUUUUAUCAACCAUAAAUGUAAAAUCACUCAAUGGGAGGAUCCACGUGAACGUGGAAUGGAUGAAACACAACCUCUCCCGCCUGGAUGGGAGAAACGUUAUACGGCCCAAGGACAAAGGUUUUUCAUUGAUCAUAAUACCCAUACUACUACCCUUGUUGAUCCACGUACUGGACAACAUGCUGGUUCACUAGGUAGUAUGGGAGUCCCAUUGCAAUAUGAAAGGAAUUUUCGAUCCAAAGUGAAUUAUUUUCGUGCUUGUUGUACAAAUGCCAUGUUAAAUGGGCAAACUAAACUUCUUAUAUCAAGAGACAAUUUAUUAGAGGACUCGUUCCAACUGGUAUCUCAAAUGUCUUCAUCUGGUUUAAGAAGACGUUUAUCAAUUACAUUUCUACAUGAAGAAGGUUUGGAUUACGGUGGAGUAGCCAGAGAAUGGUUCUAUCGUCUUUCAAGAGAAAUUUUAAACCCAAUGUUUGGCUUGUUUGAGUAUACUGGAACAGAUUAUGCCUUACAAGUAAAUCCAGCCUCUCAUGUUAAUCCAAAUCAUAUGGCGUAUUUUCGAUUUGUUGGACGCUUUAUUGGUAUGGCACUUUUUCAUGGUCGCUGUAUUGAUGGCGGGCUUACUCUUUCUUUUUAUAAACAAAUUUUGAAGCGGAAAUUAACAUUAGAAGAUCUUGGUCAUACGGAUCACAGUUAUUAUCAAUCGUUAAUUUAUGUCAGAGACAAUCCAGUUGAUGAGUGUGAUUUGGACUUGUACUUUAUUGGAACCUAUGACCUUUUAGGCGUUUUACGUGAAGACGAACUUAUUGAAGGUGGCAAAGAUAUUAAAGUGACUGAAGAAAAUAAAUCCGAUUAUAUCAGACUGAUGGUUGAUUGGCGGUUCAACAGAGGAGUAAAAAAACAAACAGAAGAAAUUCACAAAGGUAUUUUUGAAGUACUAAAUCCCGAAUGGCUGGAAUUAUUCGAUGAGCGUGAACUUGAACUCCUAUUAUCCGGUAUGCCAGAGAUUGAUGUUGAUGAUUGGGAAAAGAACACGGUCUACAUAAAGUACACACGAUCAAGUAAACAGAUUAUUUGGUUUUGGAAGUUGAUUCGAAAACUUGAUAAUGAACAUCGUGCUCGUCUUCUUCAAUUCGUCACUGGUACCUGUCAUUUACCAUUAGGAGGCUUCUCUGAAUUGACUGGCAGCGGUGGUCGUCAAUUAUUUUGUAUUGAGCGUACAGGUGAUGAACAAUGGCUUCCACGUAGUCACACAUGUUUCAACCGGUUAGAUUUACCGCCAUACAAUUCGUACGAUCAAUUGUGCGAAAAACUGCAAAUGGCAAUUGAAGAAACUAAGGGAUUUGGACAAGAAUAA